AGCAUUUUGGCAAUGUUGUCAGAUUUAUUACCAGUUGUGCUGGGCAGGUAAAUAUCGUCGCUUUAUUGAGAAUAUUUUAUUUUUCUUUAAUGGUUUUCAACACGAUAACGAUGUUGUAAUAGUUGGAAAGAUACAUGAAGAACUCAUCUUCCUAUUGAAACAUAGAAAUGUCAUCAAUAAUGGAUUGUAAAAGAUAACCGAGUGUCUGUAAUGAACUCGCUCACGAUAUUGGCACUGAGAAAUGGAGAGACAGCAGUGUAAUUCACUUCAAAACUUUGAUGAACCUAAAACAGAAAUUUUGAAAAAAAGAUUAUUGAAAUCAGCAGCCAACACUAAUAUAACACAAAACAGUCCUCAGCAGAAUGUGCUACUGAAUACAUUACGCGCGCCAAUAUCGAGCAGCAUGAUCGUGUCCUCGAUGCAGGCCUCUCAAAGCUCAUUACCUAUAACACACAACUUAGUUACCCAUUCUAUUGCUCCUGUUAAAAUACACCCAAACAACUCCCCAUACCCCUUGCAACUAUCCACUGUGCAUGUUCCAGUACAAAUACCAGGCUCCACCUCCAAUAUUAAUGUCCCUGUCCAAAUAUCCGGACCUACCAGUACAGUGCCAUUACAGAUUGCACCGGUCAGUCUUCCUCUUCAAGUCUCGGGAACAACUAGUGUACCAGUACAAUUAUCAGCUGGCGAGACUAUAAAUGUUCCCUUACAAAUUCCAGCAGCCAAUCAAAAUAUUCAACUUCCAACAUUGCCCUCUAUGCCAGUAUUACAAAAUCAUAAUCAGUCCCUCCACAGUUCCAUAAUUCAAGUCCACAUGGGUUCAAAUCCAAGAUCAACCAACAUGGAUUGCAACUCUGACAUGACAGUGUCAAGCUCAUCUCAUCUGCAGAUGACAGACACAUCUAUAUCUCAAGUUAAAGUUAACAAUCCCCUUCCACAAGUACAAGUAGGGCACAACAAUGCAGUAUUGCAAAUGCAGAAUGCUGCAAAUUCUAUUCAAAUCCGAGGAGCUCCAAGGCAGGUGCCACACGUGCCGCAUGUGGUCUACAUCCAAACUCCAACCGGCCUGAAGCCAGUCACAAGUACAGACGUCAUCACCCAAGCAAGUACAAGUGGAAACCCACCACAAAUCAUAGUAAGGAGACCAGUAACCAGCAAUUCGAACUUACAUUUAAUACCAAAUGUAAGUACCAAACCCAACAUAGCCCCCAAGGUGUCUGCGCAGAACAAGUCUUCCAUCCUCGCUCCAGUCAAUGCUAGUCAGCCAAUAGUCAUACAGAAGCCAAAGUCUAAUGACAAAAUGAUAGUCCCCGUCAGUAUUGCUCCUGGCAACCCUAACAAGCAGGCCAUAGCAUAUCUCGGCUCAAUGAAGAAACCCAACCAAAAGAACAUAUCUGAGAACCAAUCUAUUCUCAUAUCAAACAAUCAAGCCAACGUCAAUGCUAACAAUCAGAAACUAUUUAUAACUCCUAUGAAUAUGCCUAAAAUUCAAAACACAAAAUUCAUUUUGCCUGUUACUUUGCCUGCAACUAUGGCUUCCAAGGGUCCUAUCAUCAAUCUACAAAUAGCCAAUGGACAAAUACAAAAUGAUCCUCAAGGCAAUAUUACAGUCAUGAGAGAUACUGCAAUGGAUACACAGGACAUGCCACCGUUGCAGCCUCUGGGAAAAGUUCUUAUAAAUGGAAAAGAACCUCAAAGCCCCAAAGGAGAGAAGGCAUUCACACUAUCCAUACCGGGGUCUAGAGCGGAACCAACCGGCGAGCAAGGAGAAUACACGCUUUCUAUACCCGAAACCAACGCAGCAAUGAAUGACGAUCUUUAUACCGUGUCGAUAGCAGAUGAAGAUGGGGCUCAUCGGGAGAAAUCCUUCACUUUAGCUAUCCCUGAAAAAGGAAAAAGUUUACUGAACAGAAACAUGAUAGAAAGACAUGAUGUGGGAACAGUAACAAUAGCUGCUCCUGCAAUUCUCAGGCGUUCCAAUUCAGAUAACAGUGAGAGAAAAAUAUCGAACGCAAGCAUGAAAAGGCGUAUUUCGUUAUGUGCAGAAAACUUAUCAAAUAAGAAUACGCGAUUGGCGCCACUCCCGCAGAGAAUCGAUAAAAUUGAAGAUGUGCCUGCAGAGGCUGACAACAAUGACGACCAUCGGGUGCCCUCGCUCUUCUGUGACGAGAAAUUGGAUAAAGAUUUAGAGGCCAAACACCUCGAUUCAGAUCCUGAAGAUUAUAAAGACAGCAAACCUGAAACACUUAAUGAAAUUAGUCCUGCAGAAAUAUAUUUUAAUAAAAUAGAAGAUUUUACCAAGGAUGAAAUUAAAGAAGGUCUUGUAGAGGAGGAUCCACCUGGACUAAUAUGGAAUAAUGGAGUUGCUAGAUUACAAGGCAGCAAUUUACAAUUUCAGACUAACGAAUUUGGUCUUAUUGAUUUGCUAGACAGCAGUGACCCAGAUGAAGGUGCAAAUAAUGUGAAAUACCACACUCCGAUGAAGCAACGAAUUGACAGGAAUAAUAAAAAACCUAAUUCUCCUGAGGAUAUGUACCGCUGCGAAUGUUGCGGCUGCCACGGCAUGGCUGCAGAGUUCAUAACGCCCAACUUCUGUAGUGCUGCAUGUCAGACUGAAGUACAAAAAGCUUUGCAAAAGAAAAAAGACAGGGAACGCGUCGAUUUAGUUAAAAAGAAGAAUAAAAUAAAGAAAUUGUUAAUGAGGAAACAACUUUCAGAGUCUGAUAUCGUAUCUGAAGGAAAAGAUGAGAAAGUUUUACUUAAGCACUAUGACUCUCUGCCAGCAGACCAAUUAUCUGAGGCAGCUUUAUUAAAAAUGAGUGAAGAUUUAAUAGAGAAUGAAAAAUACCCGUGGAUGUGUGGAAAGAACGGAUUCUCCUGGAUGCGGUAUCUCGACAUUUGCAAAGCGAAGGCUGCGCCUGUUAAGCUAUUCAAGAAUCCAUUUCCUUACAACAGGAAUGGGUUUAAGGUAGGCAUGCGGUUGGAAGCAGUAGAUCCACAGCACCCGUCAAUAUUUUGCGUGGUCUCUGUUGCUGAAGUUCAGGGCUACAGGAUGCGGCUACACUUCGACGAGUACCCAGACGUGUAUGACUACUGGGUGAACGCUGACUCCAGCGAGAUAUUCCCGCCGGGCUGGUGCGAGAAGAAUGGCCGGUCGCUCAAGCCGCCAGGCAACAUGUCCUCAUCUAAUUUCUCGUGGCCUCUGUACCUGAAACAAAUGAGAGCAGUCGCCGCGCCCAGGAAUUUGUUCCCGCAUGUCACCGCUGCGAUCUUCAAACCGAACUGCUUCCGUGUGGGCAUGAAGCUAGAAGCCGAAGACCGUAAGAACGACUUAGUGUGCGUGGCUUCGAUAGCCGACAUCUUGGACAACAGGAUGCUGAUCAACUUCGACUCGUGGGACGAAAUGUACGACUUUUGGGUAGACCCCACCUCGCCCUACAUACACCCCGUCGGCUGGGCUGAGGAAAACGGAGUACCUUUGACUCCCCCUAACUUUUACAAAGAUCCCGAUACGUUCUCGUGGGAGAACUACCUGGCUGAGACAGGGGCGUCGCCAGCGCCGCCUCGCGCCUUCAAGCCUCGCCCGCCGCAGGGAUUCAAACCGGGCAUGAAGCUUGAAGUUGUUGACAAAAGGGUGCCGUUCCUAAUCCGCGUGGCGACGAUAAUCGCGGUGAAAGGCCACCAGGUGCAGGUGUCGUUCGACGGCUGGCCCGAGGAGCUCGCCUGCUGGUUCGACGACGACUCCCCCGACCUGCACCCUGUGGGCUGGUGCCUGAAGACUGGGCAUCCACUCGAGCCGCCGCUCACGGCAGAAGAGCUUCGCAUCGUGGGUCCUUGCGGCGUGGGCGGGUGCCGUGGACUGGGCUCAGUGCGCGGAGGUGCACAUAAGCACCACUCCGCCGCCUCCGCCUGCCCCUACCGCUCCCUGCCGCCGCGUCCGCCAGACCGCCUCGCGCCGCCGCGAGACGGCGAGCAUGUGCUGCCGCGCGAGCGCAGAGUGCUCACCAAACAGCCCAAGACGAAUUCAAUACACGCGAGUACACCCACCAGCGAAACCAAGGAUACUAGACCUCGAGGAAGGCCGCCUAAGCAUAAGCGAAUAGAAGAAGUUGCCAAGAAUGACCCGUCGGACGACGAGUCAGUGUCGAGCGGCGGCGGCAAGCGCUGGCGCGGCGCGUCGGGCUCGCGCACGCUGCGCACGUACUCGCGCGCCUCGCAGCCGCCCGCCGCGCCGCUGCGCGACCGCCUCGCCGCCGCGCUCGCCGCCCACCGCGCCGCGCUCGCGCUGCCGCACGACCCCACCGUCUGGACACAGAGCGACGUGGCAGCGCUGGUGAGCCGGAUCGCGGGCAGCGGCGCGGGCGCGCUGGUGGCGGCGGCGCGGCUGGGCGGCGCGGAGCUGCUGAUGGCGUCGCGCGACGAGCUGGUGCAGUGCGCGCGGCUGCGGCUGGGCCCGGCCGUCAAGGUGUACAGCGCCGUGCGCCUGCUGCGCCACGACGCCACGUGAUCGCCCGCCACGGCUGCCCUGCUGCACAUCCUCAUGUGAACGGCCGGGACCUACAGUCACAAGCAUUAUAGUGUUUCCCAAGCCAAACUAAUGCUCACUGUGUGGAACGUGUAAAUAGGACUUCUAGUGAAGACAAACGUCUAGUGACGAUCUGGCUCAUUAAUUAGUGUCAACUGUGCGUCUUAGCAUUCUUAUGUGUUUCUAAACUCGUGCUCCUUGUAUUAAAUGUGUAAAUACCACUUCAAGUGAAAACAAAGUUCUUCUGACAUGUUCAGAUUUUCUAAGAACUAUUUUGUGUUAUGAAUUGACCGGUUUCGGCAGAUUGAUUUAGAUUGAUUGUAUAUUGUGAUUUUUCUGUUUGUUACCAGUAGUGAAAUGGAUUUUUACUGUGCUUAAAGAUAACGAAUUAUAUUUUCAUGCUCAAUGGCUUAAUUUGAGCAUUACCUUGUGUUUGGUUCUAGCUAGAAAAAAUAUGGACUUUUAUUUUAUCAUAGCAAUCAAACUAAUUGACUAUAUUGGCCAAAUUAGAUUGUGCAUAGAUUAAUGCUUGAUGUUAAUAUAUUUUUUGACUGUUGUAAUAUUUAAGAUUUUACUUGAGUGAUGUUUAUUUUUUUCUAAUUUGUCAACUAUAAGAAGAUGAUGAAAUUAGGCAAUAUAAAUAAUAAUUUUUAUUAUUGUUUGCAUCAAGCAAUACUGUAUGUAAGCACAAAGCGCACGAACUGAACGAGGCUUUAAAUGCGGCGGUUGUGAUUGUAUGCAAUCUUAGUAUCGUGACUUUACAUAAUAAAUAUUUAAGAAAUUGAAUUUAAUGGCAAAUAUUUUGAUCUUUGAAUAUAAUCAGUUAAAUGAAUCGUAAAUGGAUUAUCAUGUUAUAAAUUUCAACCACCUCCUAUCCUUUUGAAAUCAGUCUGUAAGAGAGCAAAAGUCUACUGAGAUCACAUUUAAAACCUAUACUAUAUAUAUUUAUUACCUAUACUAUAUGUAUAAAGUCACACCCUUCCAAUGAAACAAAUCAAGAUAGGGAUUCUGUUAUUGUAUACAUACAUAAUCAAUGGCUUAUAUCAUGGUUUUACGUCAAUUUUUUCUUGGGGAUCAUAUCACUUAUGAUGAUGCAAGACAUAUUCCAUGACCAAUGUCAACCUGUAACUGAAUACAUAAACAUUUGUUGAGCCUUAGCUGUACAUGUACCAAGUGUAAUACUUAGAUUUGCACUCAAUGCCCAUAUCACAUCUCUUAUGUGUUGGUCUGUGCUCUCAAGUGCUUUAUGAAUUUAAACUUGCAAGAAUUGUUCAUUGUUCUUUAGUCUCGACUUUUUGAGACUUAUAGAGGUGUUGUAUUUGUAAAUAUUUAAUUAUGUACAUAGCUAAACAUUUUGUGCAAUCUAGUGUUAAAACAAUCUAACCAAUACUUGUCACUUUUGUGUUAGGAAUCCCUAUGUGUUAAAAUUUAUAUUAUCUUAAUUUAUGAAUUUUGUCUUAAGAAUAUUUAGUUUACUUUGAUUAGCUGUAAGUAAAGAAUGGAAUUAUUAUUUUGUGUGAAGAUAGCAUUAUCAGUUUCUUUUAAAUUAGCAUAUGCAAAAAAUAAUGAGUUUUCAUAUCAAUGAUAUUAGAAAAGGACAAACGAAAAAUAAUGUUAAAUAUUUACUGAAUGGAAAUGUGUGUAUUCAUUAAAGUAUUGGAAAUGAGAAUAAUUUAAGCAAAGAAAUUUGAUUUCAUUGGAAUAAGUUUUCUAUUUUGGUCUAAGAAAGUACUCAUGUUUCCAUGAAAAUCAUAAAUUAAGAUGGAAAUACUUAUUUUAUCAGUGUAAAUAUACUGUAGGCGGCUGGAGUAUUUUUAUAGCUGCCACAGUUGUACAUAGGUCUGUAAUUUACGAUGUAAGUUUUUACACGACGACUAGUUAGUAUUAUAGUGCCAUUUCGAUUGGCACCAAAUAUUUUAUUGUUACUCUGUAAUUUAAUAAAAAUUAUGAAAGUCA
Molecule: messenger RNA, 6481 nt
Organism: Helicoverpa armigera (cotton bollworm)
Lineage: Eukaryota; Metazoa; Arthropoda; Insecta; Lepidoptera; Noctuidae
Gene: l(3)mbt
Exons: 12
Coding region: 242-4507 (1421 amino acids)
Biological process (GO): negative regulation of DNA-templated transcription
Cellular component (GO): nucleus
Molecular function (GO): zinc ion binding; histone binding; chromatin binding
Source: RefSeq, a predicted model, not a curated record